UCAUAGCUACCAACAUUAUUGUAUACUUCCGGUGAUGUGUUUGACGUUUCUGCCUUUUUCACUCCGUUGUGACGGAGUUAUUGAUAUUGAGAGAUUGUAAAUUUAGUUGUUAGUAGAGUAAGAAUUUAAUUAAGAAAAUCAUGCUCGUGUUGGUAUUAGGCGACUUGCACAUUCCGCACAGAUGUAGCAGCCUUCCGAGCAAAUUUAAGAAGCUCCUAGUACCAGGUAGAAUACAGCAUAUCUUAUGUACGGGUAAUCUUUGUACAAAGGAGUCGUAUGAUUAUCUCAAAACGCUAGCCAGCGAUGUACAUGUAGUCAGAGGAGAUUUCGAUGAAAAUUUAAAUUAUCCAGAACAGAAAGUGGUUACUGUGGGCCAAUUCAGAAUAGGCCUUUCACACGGGCAUCAGGUGGUACCAUGGGGUGAUCCAGAAUCCUUAGCAUUGAUACAGAGACAAUUGGAUGUUGAUAUUCUGAUAUCUGGCCAUACUCAUAAAUUUGAGGCAUAUGAGCAUGAAAAUAAGUUCUAUAUCAAUCCUGGAUCAGCUACUGGAGCUUACAAUCCUCUGGAUACAUCUGUCAUACCGUCGUUUGUAUUGAUGGACAUUCAAAGCUCAACAGUAGUUACAUACGUAUACCAGCUAGUCGGGGACGAAGUCAAAGUGGAGAGAAUUGAAUAUAAAAAGAGUUAAAACUACUGGUAUCUCUAGAAUAUCAUGGAUUGUACUUGAAAUCCAACAGGAAUUUGAUCAUAAGUAUAAACAUUUAACAUUUGCGGGACACUUGCAAUCCGCAUCGAAUUAAUUAAUCCAAUAGCAUUUAAGCAUGAUUUAUUAAAUGUAUGUUUAUUGUAAAUAAAGUGAUA
Linepithema humile (Argentine ant) is the source of this 862-nucleotide messenger RNA. It is a transcript of the gene Vps29, whose product is annotated as vacuolar protein sorting 29. Lineage: Eukaryota; Metazoa; Arthropoda; Insecta; Hymenoptera; Formicidae. Gene Ontology annotation, cellular component: retromer complex; endosome. Gene Ontology annotation, biological process: intracellular protein transport; retrograde transport, endosome to Golgi. The record is from RefSeq and is a predicted model, not a curated record.